Naumovozyma castellii is the source of this 1590-nucleotide messenger RNA. It is a transcript of the gene PEX28, whose product is annotated as Pex28p. The transcript has a single exon. NCBI's taxonomy places the organism in Eukaryota, Fungi, Ascomycota, Saccharomycetes, Saccharomycetales, Saccharomycetaceae. Bases 1 to 1590 code for a protein of 529 amino acids. The record is from RefSeq and is a predicted model, not a curated record.
AUGAGCUCACAUACUUCUACAAAGAAAAGUGUGGUGAAAACUUAUUUUGCAAAGAAAUACGACAAAGUCCUUGACUCCAUCCAAGCCGUGGAGGAAAGCAUUUCUGGUACACAACCUUCAUCAACGACAACGAGAUCCACAACUGCAGCAACCGUUACUCCGAUAUCCAGCAGGGCUCUGCUGCAAAAAGUGGCCGGAUCUCUAGUUAAUGCAUCCAUCGAACGAAUAAGACCUGAAAGGGAUGACACUUUACUUGAAUUCAGUGAAUCAUUAACAGACCAAUUCGAAUCUAAAGUGAUGUCUUCCACUUUUUCCACAAAGAGUGGUAGAGAUCAUUUCAUCGACAUAUUCUUAGAUAAACUUAUAGCAAGGAUAACACCAGAAAAUUUACCGGAAAGGGAACAUUUUGUACACGAGAGAACAGCUCAACCUGUCUCAAUUACCAUAUUAACUAAAAACUUGAAAAGUUUGACUGGUCAAAUGGAUGGCAUAUUUGAAGUUCAGGAUUCCAUAGUUCGAUUGUUAACUUGGAGAAAUCCCUCAGGGACAAUAACAAUGUUAAUCUUAUUUACAAUACUGUGCUAUAAUCCAAUGUAUCUGAUAUUAUUGCCAUUAUUUCAUGUCAUGUAUGGAUCGAUGGCACGUGGUUACAUGUAUCGACAUCCCUUAAGGAAAACAAUAUAUCCAGCAAGAAGAGAAUUUGGGAAAUCAUUAAUCAAUACUGUAGCAAGUGGAGGACCAAGUAUGGCCCAACAACCAUUAACGACCGUAGAUACCGCUGAAUCAUUGGAUCCCUCGUUAACGGAGGAGAAUGAUGAAGAUAGGAAUUCAAUUGAUGAUAGGAAAAGCUUAAAUGAUUUAUCAGGUAGUACAAAGAUAAUUGUCAAUUUAAGAGAUUUACAAGACAUGACCACAGGAAUAUUAAGUUUCCAUAAAUCAAUGGAGAAGUUCAAUUUAGAAGUGGCUGGGUUCAAAGACGAAUAUCAUUCCACAAGACUCUUUUUGAAACUCGGCUUAAUAUUUAUAAUAUUAUGGAGUCUUUCCACACAUAUUAACUGGGGAUUUUUGAUGAGUAGUUUAGCUUGGUCUCUGAUGAUUAGAUUUCAUCCAAAACUUAGAAAUAAAUUAUCUAAAAGAUCAAACAAGGAUGAAACCUUAGCAGAGAAGGAUUUAAAUUCACACAUAGGAUUGGCACCACCUAUAAACUCAAUUAUUCUGGACGAAAAACCAGAAGUUAGGUUUAUUGAGAUAUUUGAAUUAUAUCAAAGAGGAGUAAUUCCAAGAUAUUGGCGAUUUUUAAAAUUUUCUAAUAAAGUCUUUGAACCAGCUGAUCAACUCAGAAAGGCACAGCAGCAACCUCUCGGCGUUUUAGAUAUCACUGAAGUCCUUCCACCUUUAAGAUGGGAAUUUGAUGAAAAUUCAAAUUGGGAAAUUGAUCAUGAUGUUAGUAAAUGGGCUUCACAAAGAGGAUUGGAAACAGAGAUGGAAAUCGAAGGAGAUUUUCUUAUCGAUCCAUUAUUUAAGAGAAGAAGAUUAAUCCGCAAAGUCGUUAAAUAUGCGAACCCAAUACCAUUACCUGCACAUGAUUGA